Anolis carolinensis (green anole) is the source of this 13422-nucleotide messenger RNA. RefSeq names its product neural-cadherin. The coding region runs from base 80 to 8641 and encodes 2853 amino acids. Lineage: Eukaryota; Metazoa; Chordata; Lepidosauria; Squamata; Anolidae. The record is from RefSeq and is a predicted model, not a curated record. Gene Ontology annotation, biological process: cell-cell junction assembly; homophilic cell-cell adhesion; cell-cell adhesion mediated by cadherin. Gene Ontology annotation, molecular function: cadherin binding; calcium ion binding. The transcript is spliced from 33 exons. Gene Ontology annotation, cellular component: adherens junction; catenin complex; plasma membrane.
UCGGCCACGCCCCCCCGGUUCGCAGGCGCGGCGCUCCUGCUUCUGGAGGCAGAGCCGUCGGAAGCGCUUCUCUUCGGCCAUGCUGCUGCUGCUCCUGCCGCUGCUGCUGCUCCUCCCUUCGGCGUGGCCCUUCCUCCCGUCCUUUCGGGGCCAGGUGCUGGAGAACCGUCCCUCGGGGACGCGGGUGUCCGGGCUGAGCCUGCCCUUGACGCGGCUGUCGCGGGGGCCCUGGUGCGCGGAGGUUCGCGGCCGGCGGCGCUGGAGGAUGGAGCUGCUGGGCGAAGGGCGGGCGCACUUCCGAGCCGCGCUGCACGCGAGGAGCGGGCGCGUCUGGCUCCGCACCUCGAGGCCGCUGGACCGGGAGAAGCGCGCCGUGUACGCCUUGCGCCUGGCGCUCUGCUGCAGGCCCUGUCCCGAAGAGGAGGAGCCCGCGGCGGAGUUGGCCGCGCUGGAAAUCACCGUCUUGGACGCCAACGACCACGCGCCCCGCUUCCCGCAGAGCGAGCCGCGGGAGCUGCGCGUGGCGGAGACGCUGGCGCUGCGGGCGGAGGUGUGGCGCGCCCGGGCGGAGGACGCGGACGCCGGGCCCAACGCCGAGCUGCGCUACUUCGCCCGCCCGCCCAGCGCCCACUUCUUCGUGGUGCCCCGCAGCGGGAGGGUGGUCUUGGUCCGCUCCCUGCUCCGCCGACGCGCCGCCAUCCCGCUCCGGCUCUUCGCCCGGGACCGCGGACGCCCCGCGCGACUCAGCGCCCCGCUCGAGCUCCGCGUCCUCCCGCAGCCCGUGCCCAGGCCUCCCACGCCCCUCCGCCCGCGACGCAGCCCCGCCACGCCGCCCCUGGCCUUCUCCUUACCCGAGGACGCGCCGCCCGGACUCCUCCUCGCCUCGCUGCGCCCGCGCUUCCCCCACGGAGCCCGCUUCCAGCUCGUGGGCCCCGAGGGAGCGCCUCUCCGCGUGGGGACGGACUCCGGGGAAGUCACCUUGGAGCGGGCCUUGGACCGGGAGGCCCGAGCCCGAUGGGACAUCGCCUGCCGCGUCCAGGAGAAGACAGGAACGGAUUGGUACCUCGUGCACUUAGAACUUACAGUGACAGACGUCAAUGAUAAUGUUCCUGAAUGGGCCAUGCAACCAUUUCCCUACUUGGCCAUAGUUUCACCAAAUGCCUCGACAGGCAGCAAAGUGUACAAGCUCUUGGCUGAAGAUCAAGAUGAAGAAGAAAAUGGGGCUGUUGAGUAUUUUCUUGUGGGAGGUGGUGAUGACAGAUUUGAGGUGGAAAGGGACACUGGUUGGAUCAAAACCACAGGUUUGUCAUUGGAAAAGGAGAGGGAAUAUGUAUUGACUGUCAUGGCGGCUGAUAAACCUGGCCGCCAAGGCUCUCCUGCCUAUAUUUCUGUGUUUGCUGGCCGUCGACCCCCACAGUUUUCCAACACGUCGUAUGCUGCUUACAUUCCUGAAAAUACUCCACCAGAAGAAUCGUUUUUGAUGCUGUCUGCUUUGUCACACCAAAACGAGUCACUGAGUUAUAGCCUUGUAACUAAUCCAAAUGGGCUUUUCGGAAUCAAUGAAGUAACAGGGAAUUUGUACCUCAGUCGAAAUAUGGAUUAUGAGAGCGAUCAGCAUCAGUACCUCCUUGUGGUCCAAGCAACAGAAAAUCCAGGGCAGCUGACCAGUACGGUUGAGGUUUGGGUUGUAAUCACAGAUGUGAAUGAUUGCGCCCCAGAAUUCCAGCAGUCAAUUUAUACCAAAGACAAUGUUCCUGAAACAGUGAUGGUAACAACGGCACUUUUGCAAGUGUCAGCCAGCGACUGUGAUUCUGAAGAAAAUGCAGAAAUUCUGUACUACUCGCUGAGCCCUGACUUCAGUAUUUCUGAUUAUGGGGCCAUCUUCCCGGCAACGCAGUUAGACUAUGAGCGUCCCAAUCACCUCUAUGAGUUUAUCAUUAUGGCUGUUGAUAAAGGAGACCCUCCGAGGACCGGAACGGCAACAGUCAGGAUCCGUAUCUCAAACAUCAACGAUGAAGUGCCCAAGUUUUCACAACCUGUAUACCGGAGUUUCGUUUCAGAGGAUGCGGGUCCUAACACACUGAUAGCAACAGUUCAUGCCAUAGACCCUGAUGGAGACGGUGUUUCUUACAGCAUUACUGGAGGGAAUCAAAUGGGGAAUUUUAUUAUUGACCCUCAGAAAGGCUUAAUACGCCUUCGCUCAAACCCACCUCCCAAACUGCAAGGACAAGAAUAUGUUCUCAACGUUACAGCUACAGAUGACAAUACUUCUGAUGGACCUAGUUCUCUUUCAAGCACUGCUCUAGUUGUUGUACAUGUUGAUGAUGUCAAUAAUAACAAACCUAUAUUUCAGAAGUGUCAGCAUUAUCGAGAACAUGCGUCGGUGUUGGAGAAUCAGCCAGUGGGAACAUUUGUGUUGCGAGUCGAAGCCACAGAUGCCGACGAAGGAACCAAUGGGGAAGUCAAGUAUGGCUUGAUGCACAGAGACGGUGCUCUUCCCAUGUUUAACAUUGAUCCUGACACAGGUGUCUUGACAACACUUCAGAUAUUUGACCGAGAAAAACAGAGAGAGCAUCCAAUCACGGUGACAGCGACAGACCAGGCAGCAGAGCCUCUCAUUGGGAUCUGCCAGAUCACUGUGGUCAUCUUGGACGUCAAUGAUAACAACCCCAGAUUUGAAAAUAGCCACUAUGAAUAUUUCUUAAGAGAAGACACAGACGUGGGGACAAGCUUUCUUCGUGUUGCGGCCCAUGAUGACGACUAUGGCUCUAAUGCGUCCAUUACGUAUUCUAUAGCCAAGGGAAAACCAAAAUAUUUUGAGAUCAAUCCUACCACAGGCUGGGUUUAUGCCACUCAACCUCUGUUGCAGAAAUCAUUCAUAACUCAAGAGAUUAUCGCAAUGGAUGGAGGGAACAGGAGCAGCAAGGCAGAGCUCAGAGUGACUGUCACCAGUGCAAAAAACCAGCCUCCUCGGUGGGAACGGGACACUUAUCAAGUCAUUAUUCCAGAAAGCACAACAAGAGAUACAUCCAUUCUGACCAUUAAAGCGACAUCCCCCCUUGGAGACCCACGGAUCACGUAUAAUCUCGAAGAAGGGCUCGUUCCAGAGACCAACAUGCCAAUACGAUUCUACUUGACGCCAAACAGAGACGACGGUUCUGCAUCUCUCCUCAUAGCUGAACCUUUGGAUUAUGAAACCACAAAGCAUUUCUUGUUAAGGAUUCGAGCCCAGAAUGUUGCUGCAGUGCCACUCGCUUCAUUUGCCACUGUCUAUAUUAAUGUGACAGAUGUCAACGACAAUGUCCCUUUCUUCACCUCGUCAAUUUAUGAAGCUUCAGUGACUGAAGGAGCAGACGUUGGAACAAUGGUUUUUCAAGUUUCUGCCACCGACCUGGACCUUGGCCAGAAUGGUGAAAUCACUUAUUCUCUGCUACCCGAUCGCAGUGAAGACUAUACGUUUUUCCAUUUGGAUUCUAAAACAGGCUCAAUCUAUACUGCCUCUGUGUUUGAUAGGGAAAAGAAAGCAUCUUAUCUUUUGGAAGUGAAGUCAACAGAUGGCUCAGAAUCGUCUCGUCCAGGAAAACACGGGCAGCCAAAUUCUGACACGGCCUACGUGCGAGUUUUUAUUAGUGAUGUGAAUGACAACAAGCCUUCCUUUACCAAGAAUGUCUAUGAAGUCAAUGUGGAUGAAGACCAAGAUGUUGGAUCGACUGUCAUUACCGUCAGUGCUAAUGAUGAAGACGAAGGGACAAAUGCAAAGCUAAGGUACCAAAUUACAGCUGGAAAUACUGGAGGAGUUUUUGAUGUUGAACCAGAAAUGGGAGCCAUCUUCAUUGCACGGCCAUUGGAUUAUGAAGAAACCCAGCUGUAUGAACUUCAUUUGCUGGCCUCUGAUGGGAAAUGGGAGGAUUAUGCUAUUGUUAUCAUUAACAUUGUGAAUAAAAACGAUGAAGCUCCUGUUUUUGCUCUCAAUGAAUAUUAUGGAAGUGUGAUUGAGGAACUGGAUGGACUUCCAGUCUUUGUUCUUCAGGUUGUAGCAAAUGAUCCUGAUAGCGCCCUGGAUGGUGGUGAUAUAAGAUACUCCUUACAUGGCCUUGGUGCAGAUGAUGUAUUUGCAAUAGAUGAGAACACUGGCAGCAUUUAUUCCCAGAAGAUACUAGACAGAGAAGAGCGAGCCCUUUGGAGAUUUGUUGUGUUGGCCACGGAUGAAGGAGGAGAAGGACUUACUGGAUUUGCAGAUGUGAUUAUAAACAUCUGGGAUAUAAAUGACAACGCUCCAGUGUUCCCCUGUAUGCCCAGCAACUGUAAUGGGACUGUCUUUGAAAAUUCUCCUGAAGACACGUUCAUCAUGGAAAUGACAGCGGUAGACUUGGAUGACACAAAUGUCGGUCUGAAUGCUAUUUUGACCUAUCGAAUAGUUGAGAAUGUAAAAAAUGACUUUGAUAUGGACGUGUUCAAAAUAAAUCCCAGCACCGGCAACAUCUAUGUAACAGGAGGGAUGUUGGACAGAGAAACAGCAGACAAGUAUUUCCUUACGAUUGAAGCAAAAGAUGGAGGAGGACUGACGGGAACAGGUACUGCCACCAUCUGGGUCGCGGAUGUGAAUGAUCAUAUCCCUAGUUUCACCCAGGAGAUUUGGCACGUUGUUAUUCCUGAAGCUAGUACUGUCAACUCAGAGGUUCUAGAAAUAUCAGCAGUGGAUGGAGACAGUGGGGAAAAUGCACUUUUAACUUUCAGCAUUAUUGGUGGAGACCCUGAUGAAAGGUUUUACAUUGAAAAUCAUAAAGAAGACCAACGUGCUUCUCUUCGGCUGAAGAAGACCCUGGAUUAUGAGGAGAUCCAGGAAAGGUGGUUUAACCUGACCAUCAAAGUUGAAGACCUGGAUUUUUCUAGCAUUGCCUUCUGUUUGAUUGAAGUGGAAGACUGUAAUGACCACACUCCUGUUUUUAAUUCUCAGUUGGUUCAGCUCAGCCCUUUCUAUGAAAACAUACCAGUGGGUACCACCAUCAUCACGGUGACGGCCACAGAUGAGGAUUCCAAUUUGAAUGGCGCUAUUGAGUAUUCUAUCCAGUUGGAUUCAGAUCCCACUGGACAGUUUGCAGUUGAUCAAGAUGGUCAUGUCACUGUAUCAAAAUCCUUGGAUAGGGAAGCCACUCAGGCAUACGGCUUAAUUGUACAGGCUUCUGAUCAAGGCGUUCCUGCCCAAACUGGAAGUGUUACAAUAUUGAUUGACUUGCUAGAUAUCAAUGAUAAUGGCCCAAGGUUUGAGGCAUCGUACAUGCCUGUGGUCUGGGAAAAUACACCUGGACCUCAGCUAGUUGAUAUGAACACCACAUCUAAUUUAAUUUGGGCUUUUGAUCCCGACAGCGAUGAAAAUGGACCACCCUUUAUAUUUUCCUUGCCACCAGAUUAUCAGAACCUGUUGGAUUUCUCUCUUACUGACAAUGGAAAUAAUACAGCAACAAUUACUGCUCUGCGGUCAUUUGACAGAGAGAAGCAGAAAAUGUUCCAUAUACCCAUUGUUAUAGCUGAUAGUGGGAGUCCGCCCAUGAGCUCUACAAAUGUCUUGGCUAUAACUAUUGGAGACGAAAACGAUAACAGCCACAAACCUGGCCAUAAGAUAAUCUAUGUUUAUACACACCGAGGAAAAUGGUCAACAAUAGUGCUUGGGGAAGUGUUUGCACCCGAUCAGGAUGACUGGGACAAUAAGACAUUUGUCCCUGAAGAAAAAAUGCACAAAUCUUUCAGAUUGAAUCAAAGGACUGGGUCUCUGAUCAUGAUGGAUAAUGCCCCUCAGGGAACAUAUGAUUUGAAAAUCCGAGUGUCAGAUGGAAUUUGGCCAGAUGUUGUAGCAACUGUUCAGAUACACGUCAGAGAGAUAGAAAAUGAAGCCAUUCGGAACUCAGCAACGCUACGCCUGGCAGACAUGACCGCAGAAGAAUUCAUAAGAAAAGACAAGCUGGAAGAAAGCAGGCAUGACAAGUUCAUAGACCUUGUGGCAGGAAUCUUUUCAGUCCGCCCAGAGGAUGUUGCUGUUUUCAGUGUGUCAAAUGUCGACGGGAGGCAAACAGAUCUGAGAUUUGCAGUCCAGAAUGGUUCAUUCUAUUGUCGGCCAGAAAAACUGCAAGGGCAGAUGGCUGCCUUUAAAAACAAGAUCCAGUUGGCUUUAGGAGUAAAUAUUUCUCAGAUUGAUGUGGACGAAUGCCAGAGGACAGACUGCAGCGGAAGCAGCGGCUGCACAAACUACAUCACAGUGAGCGACGUCCCUUCAGUGACAGACGCAGGAAGUGUGUCUCUGGUCUCUGUAUCCACCAGCGUCAGUGCCAUCUGCAUCUGUGCGGCCAGAGAGAGGGUCCAUCGGUCAUGCAAUUCUUACUCUCACAGCCCCUGUUUCAAUGGAGGGACAUGCAUUGACAUGCUCAGCGGUUACAGAUGUCAAUGUUCUGCUUCAUUUCAUGGACCAGAUUGCCAGCAGACAAAGCGCAGCUUCCAUGGGAAUAGCUUUGCGUGGUUCCAUCCCAUCAGGCCUUGUUUUGAGAGUUCCUUGUCCCUUGAGUUCAUCACGGAUGUUCCAGAUGGACUUUUGCUGUACAAUGGUCCGUUGUCAGAUUUGGGUUUUGGGAACUCAGAAAACUUCAUUGCAAUAGAACUUUUGGAUGGCAUUCCUGUGCUGAAAGUAGACCAUGGUUUGGGCACCACAGAAUUGCGUUUGCCUAGUUAUGUGAACGUUACAGACAAAAAGUGGCAUCGGCUGGAAGUGAGGAGUGGCAGGCAGGAUGUGCGAUUCAGUCUGGAUCACUGUAGAACUGCAGUUGUGUCAGAGAUGGAAGGAGUAGGAAAAUGGCUAUCUACGGAAGACCGAACAAACUGUGAAGUGGUGGCCUUUGUUCCACAAGCAAGGAGGUACUUGAACAUGAAUCAGGUUCUUCAGUUGGGUGGAGUAAAGGAAUCGGUUCCAUAUUCAUACCCUCAGUUACAACAGAAACAUUUUAAUGGAUGCAUUCGCAAUCUUAUUUUGGACACUCAGCUGUAUGACCUUGAAUCUCCUGCAGAGUCUUUGAAUAGCUCUCCUGGUUGCACCUUGACAGAUGGAGGUUGUGAGAAGAGGGGCUCCUCUCCUUGUGGCCCGCAUGGGAGAUGUCAUGGCGAGUGGGGCUCAUUCACUUGUCACUGCUUGCCAGGUUACUAUGGAUCUAAAUGUGACAAAGUUGCCGAAGAAUACUCUUUUGGGCCAGGAAGUCACAUUCGUUACCAGCUUCCUUUCAGCGCACCUUCUCGCAGAACACUAGUCGAGGCCAUGAUGAGGAUGCGAGAGCCCAACGGUAUUAUCAUGAGCAUGUCUUCCCGGAGCAAGGAUGAACACAUCACCCUCCAGGUGGUCCUUGGCUUAUUAACAGUGUCUUACAACCUGGGUGACGGAGCAUUUGUCACUAGCCUUCCUUCCUAUCAAGUUGAUAAUGGAGAAUGGCAUCAAAUUUCCCUGGAGAGAAAUGAAAAUGAGUUCAUUCUUCGCUUGGAUGGAGGAGGCGGGAAGAGAGAAAUCCUGAAGGCAGCGGGAGUCUACAAAGAGAUCAUCCUUGAUCCCAACAGUUUGGUCAUUGGCAAUACACACUCUGUCAAUCAGAGCCACGGUUUCCAAGGAUGCAUGAAGGAUGUCAGAUUCAAUAACUACAGGCUACCUCUAGAUCCUUCCCUCAAGGAGCUGGUAUUGAGUGCCCAAGGAGUGAAAAAAGGCUGCCUCUCUGAAGCCUGCAAAAGCAAUCCGUGCAGCCAGCAGUUUAUCUGCAUUGACCUGUGGAUGGUGCAUGAGUGCAGUUGCCCUGCAGGACACAUGUUGGUGGAGAAUGCCACCGGCCGGCACUGCGUCUACACGGCCUGCGCUCAACGGCCAUGUAACUUUGGCACAUGUGUCUCUCAGUCUGCAAGCAAGUUCCGAUGCCACUGUCCCGACGGCUACUCAGGGCGUAACUGUGAGAUCACCCUGGCCAUCUUUCACAAGGAUGCUGGGCUGAGCUUCAGUUCCAUGUUUGCCAUCUGUAUUUGCUUCCUGGCUCUUCUAGUUCUGUUUAGUGGCCUUUUCCUGUGGACUCGGUGGAAAAGCCACAAAAACAAGAACGGGGGUGUUUACCAUGCCACCACCUGCCAUGAUGACUUGGAGGACAUCCGAGAGAACAUUCUCAACUACAAUGAAGAAGGCGGUGGGGAGCAAGACCAAGAUGCCUACAACAUGGCAGAGCUUCAGAUGUCCCUCCAAACCAGCCCAGCCUAUUCUCUCUACAAGAAGAAAGGGAAACGGACUGAGCUACAGAGUCCUUUGAGCUGUGAGCUCCACGUCUCUUCCCCAAAGGAACGGCCGGAAGAAUCUCUCUCGGCAGCAAAGGGUCCCUCCUUUUCAAGCACGGAUUUUGGAUGUUACCUGUCUGGCGUGGUAAGAAACAUGGACCAGCAGCACCAUGCUUUGCCUUGUGAUUCAUUGCAGGUGUUUUACACGGAAGGAGAGUGUUCAGAAGCUAGCAGCCUGAGUUCUCUUGGGUCCUGUGGAUGGGAUGAAGACACAGUAUAUGGGGAUAUAAACGAAUGGGGCCCCAAAUUUGAAAAACUCAGCAAACUCUAUUCGCAUGCAGAGCCGGAUGACAUUUAGACCUAUCAAAUGCUAGAAGGACUCUUGGCAAUUUGGGGGUUGGGUGGGGUAAAUGUACUUUUGAUAAAGUUGACCCUUCCUUGUGAAAUAUAUUAGAAGCAGAAUUGAGAAAUCUGGGGUUGGACCCAGAAAAGCAGUAGUCCUAAAUCCAGGGGACUGGGUGAGGGAUUGAAUACUAGAGUGCUUUGGAGACGUUUGCCAUUUGAAGGCUAAAAAAUGAGGAAUGAAAGAGAACUGAAGCCAGCCUAACAACUCCUGGAGAAAGAUUGUAAAGAAUUCACUGCUUCUAAGAAUGGAUGCCUUUUCUGUAAGACUCCUUCUGUGUGAAAACUUCGAACAAAUGUGGAAGUUGUUCAUCACUUUGCAAGGAUUUUUAAUCAUGGCUUGUGUCUUCUGAGCUGCUCCUGCAAUAAGUUGAGAAAAACAACGACCCAAGUUGUAUACAAUUGUGGUAAAAUAGUAUCCCGGAUUGGAACUAAACAUUUCUUCAUAUUGGAAGGCCACUCCUGCAAAGUUUUGGAUUCCAGCACUUUGAUUUUUGUGGGGUGGCUGAGUGGGCAUCUUUUAAUGGUCAGUGUUGCUGUUUACAUUAUGUUAUGCAUACUUAGGAGAGGUGCUUAAAAACAAACAAACCCAAGUGAAUAGCUGAGAUGCAUAUCAUGGCACCAGUAAGUGUGUCUGGAUGUGCAUUGGGCUCUGCCAAUGGACAAUUCCUAUCUCGUGCCCAAUGGGCAUUAGUCUUGUUGUCCCAUUACACAUUGGCCACUUCACUGGCAUUGAAUGUCACGGCAGCCAAUUGCUGAAAACGUACAUUGCGAAAGCUCUCCAUUCUUUUCCUACUAAGGAAGAUGUAAGUCUCUGACAGAAUUCUGGCCAAUGUUCAUAGUAACCUGGGGCUGAUUAAAAUCCUUUCAUCCAUGUGGAAGGCAAGCAUAAAAUUGUAGUUGGGGAACCACCCACUGACUCAGCUUCUUGAUAUUUUAAAAAGAUGAAUUGCAUCAUUUUGCUGUUGGAAAAGGGCAGAAAUUACUCCCGAGAGUGGCUUUCUGUGAUUUCUCAAAUCCCAACAGUCUGAAAUAUUUGGGUUUAUUUUGUGUAACAGGAGGUUGCAUAUGUGGCAAAUACCAGUAUUGCAAAACACAAACUGUGUGUGUGUGUCUGUGUGUAUUUGGAGUAUUUGUACCCCUCUGUUCAGGCAAAAAGGCUUCCAAAUCCAUGAACCAGGAGGUUUGAACUCCCAGUCUCUGAAUCCAGAAACAGACUUCUAGACCACUGGGCCAUCCAGCAGCCAAACCUUGUGCUAGACUCCUUUUUGAUUAUCUCUUAAACCUCUGUCCCUAUCCUUGGAAUGGGACACUUCACUUUCAGUUACAUAAUCAGAGAAUCCUCGUUUGCUCUCAGGCAGAAGUGCAUUACAUAAGCCAGAGUGGUGUAGAGGUUCACCAUUAACAAGAGCAUUUUGUUAAAAUUUGCAGCAUCCUGGAAGUAAGUUACAUAAAGAUACUUGUUUGGUUGGGUCACUGGAUGUGUCACAAUGGAAUGGUAGAAUGGAUUGUAACGCUCGGGACAUGGACCUGGGUUGUAUUUUAAUGGUUCCCACAUAAGGGGACAAUUAAAAUACAACCCAGGAUACAAAUACAAUUGAAGAAGGUGGAUAUCUGGUCUUUGUUAUGGUAUUUUCUUUUAUGAAACUAUUUGCAUGCAGGGAGCAUACAAUGCUGAGGUUUCUCUCCCCAGCUAAGAAAAAUGAUGAGUGCAUUCCAUUGUAUUGUAUUGUAUCACCACACUGCCUCUUUAUUUGUAAUACCCUUGAAAACCCCAACCUUGUGUAAUAGCCGUGGAAAUACAACCCUUUGGCUAACUGUCAAGCCUUCUAUCUUUUUGUCCCUCACAGCUUGAAAUUAUGGUUUAACUCUGAUUGGUCAACAAACCCUUUUAGAGACAAGUCAGGCUGUGGUUUCUACCCAAAAGAAACAGCAAAAUGCUGGCUGGAAAAACAGUCCCAAGCAGAAAUUGCCCUGCAUUGAAAUUGCCCAAAGUAAGAAUGGCCUGCCUUGAGCAGGGAUAAAAGCCAUUGAGAGCCAUGUGGGAGAAGACUUUCUGUUGGGAUUGUGUUUUGCUGUUCAUUUUGUCCUUUAAACAGCCUUUCCUUUCACUUCACUCCGAUACUGGUCUUGAUUUAUUUCUUUUUGCCGAACCUUGAAUAUCUGAAGCGAAGAAAGUGGCCUCUGCAGUGCAUUUCUAUCUUCUUAUCACAUCUCUGCAUUUCUACUUAACUGUUCCACAUAAAUGUUAUGCGCAGAGCAAGAAGUCACUGUGGACUUAAAAUCUAAAGUUAGAUUUCAUUUCCAGCCUUGAGUAACUUAUCCCAUUCCCUUGGCUUUGUGAAAAGGAGGUCUUCAGUUAUGAGUGCUCCUUAGAUUAUUCAUAUUUUUUCCCCACAAAUGAAGCACAGAAGAAUGAAAUAUAACUUUAUGAGAAAAGUCAGGCAGAGGGGAGACCAGAAAAUGGAAGAUCAUCCAUGCACGAGGGAGGGAAUGAACAAGUGUACUGAAAGGAGAGUAAUGGAUAUUGAAGUGUCCUUGGCAAAACACCAAAAAAUGUCUCAAAAAGUUCCUAAGUGUGUAUUACGCCACAACAGAAGCCGGCAUUUGUAUAGGCAGCCAGAAAUACUCGGGUUUCUGUUAGGUUUUUCCGUACGAGUGAGUUUCUGUUUCCAUUAAUGCAGUUAAAGAUGCCCAUUUUGUGGACGGAGGGAGAUUUUGUUGGGGCUCAGUAUCUCCUAAACACUUAGUAUCUCUAUUCCAAUCAGACGCAGAUGAGAUUUAAAUCAAUAACUUUAAUUGGUAGAGCAAAGCCAUUGGGUGACAGGAAAAAGAAAUGUGCCACACAGUUGAAGUGCGUAGUUUGGUUUUAUAGUCAGAACUUUAUGAGCAUGCACAAAGUUCAGUCCCUUUAUUCUCUUUUAUCAAUUCUUCAGUAGCUUCCAUUCUCCCCCCCUUUCUCCCCCCCCUUCCUGCUGAGCUGUUUUUCCUUCAAGGCCCCAUCUUUUUCUUUGGUCCUCCCGAGAACCUUUUAGCUACUUUAAUCUAACUCAGUGGUUCUCACUUUGACCAGGGACCAGUCUCCAACAAGGGUUAUGAGUCAAUUUUUGGGCAUUUAGUUUGGUUAUUUGGGGUGCUGAUUCAAAAAAUAGCAUUGGCUAGACCACAUCAGCUAAUUUCUGAUACAGAACAUAUGUCACCCAGUAGUCGCCAUUUGCUCACCCACAGAAAACCAUAUUUAAUCAUCUAGAGCUGAUGUGGUCUAUCCAAUGUAAUUUUCUGAAUCAGCACCCCAAAUAACCCUAGGAACAGGCCUAAAAAUGGGAACACCAAGGUGCCCCUGCUUCCAGGCACCGCAUGGAAUGGCUCAGCUCAGGGGGAGGGAGGGGGAGGAGAAGCAGCAGUCAGGAGGCUUGCUGUUGCGCCUUUCAUAGGUAGUCAGCCUCUUCCCUCCCGACAUCCCCAUUGCCUCAGCACUAUAAGAGGGUUUUUUGAGACCAGUCGCUCUCGUUGCAAAGGUGUAGUAAUGGUGAGGCCGCGGACUAUAUUUUAGUUCUUGGAGAACACUGGUGAUCCAUGGACCACAGGUUGGGAACCACUGAUCUAAUUCAAUUGCCUAUCUAAGGCUCCUAUUGUGCUUUUGUUUUGACUAGAAAAGAGUUUCAGCUUUCUUUUUCAAGUCCUCCAUUUCCUCCUCCCUUCUGUCUCAAUCUUUUCUUUUUCCAACUUUCUUAAAACUUUAUUUUGCCCGUAAUUCUUUAUUUUUUUUCUAGCCCUAGCUCUAACAAUUUUCAAACUUACUCAAUCAUGGUAUAAGCUUAUUCUGGAAGGGUCUUUGAAAGCCAUCUGUGCUAACUCUGUUCUCCAUGAAAUAUGGAACCACAUAUGAACCCUCAGGACAAAUCUACAUGGCCAUAUAAUGCAGUUUGGAAUAGCAGAUGUUGGUUAUCACCAAAGAUUCACCUCUGGAAAUUAUCUCUUUGAAACUACCAUUACAGGUACUCAUGUUUUUCAUCGGAUAUCCUUAUUGGGACAUACCCAUCUCACAAUGGGUGAUUACGGUUUUCCUUCCAAUAAUGUAUUGUCAUUAAAGUUCCUUUGUGAGUGUUUAUCAUUCAGACAAGUAAGACAGAUUUAGAUACUACCAUGUAACUCUGAAGACAUCCAGUCUCAUCUGAUUUUGGAAUCUAAAUAGGGCUGGGCCUGGUUGGUACCUGGAAAGGAGACUAUCAGGAUAGACCAGGAAUCUCCAGGCAGGAAGCCAUGGUUGUUAGACAGAGCCGAUAGUACCGGUGUAGAGGGUCUCAGUAUAAGGCAAAUUCCUAAUUCUACAGCAAAUGUAACCAUCACCAUCCAAAAGACCAGAAAUGAUGGGGGAAGGGGAGAAACAGGAGACGCAUGGGGUGAAGGAACCCAAUCUUCAUUUAUAUUGUUUUGUGGAAUGGGCAAAAGUGUAAUGUACUGCUGGGCUUUGUUUUGUAAUUGCUUGCUGUAGGAAAAAUACAUAGUAAACAACAGUCUCCCCAACCUCUUGUCUCCUCCAACAACAUCUAGUCAUUACUCAGUAUUAAUGAUUUGCUUCUUUCCCAUUUGUCUAAAUCUGUUCCACCCACAAUGUGAUAUGCUAUCAUUUGAGUGCACUUUCAGUCGAAAUUACGACUCUCUCUUUUGCCUGUAAACAUGCUAUUUACUCCCUUGGUAUGCAGUACAGAAUAAAAAUGCUCUUGUUGAUAUACA